AUGCAAUGCACCAGGUCCAAAAUGGCGUUCUAUCAGCUACUCGUCGUCAUCUUCCCAAUCUCCAUCACCGUUCUCGUCCUAAUAAUCGCUUCCCGAUUUCUCGCCGCCGCCGCCGCAUCUUCCCAAAAUCCGCUUCCGCCGGGCCCAAAACCAUGGCCGAUCGUCGGAAACCUCCCUCACCUAGGGAAAAAACCUCACGUCUCCCUCCGAAACUUCUCCAACAUCUACGGCCCUCUCAUAUCCCUCCGCCUCGGCUCACAGCUCCUCGUCGUCGCCUCUUCCCCGGCUGCCGCGGCUGAGAUCUUGAAAAAACACGACCGCCUCCUUUCGGCAAGAUAUGUCCCGAGAGCGGUGCCUUACGACACGGCGGAGCUCGACCGCAAGGCAAUCGUGUGGGCGUCCAACUGCAACGACCAAUGGAAGGCCUUCCGAGCCAUGCUCAGGAACCACCUCACCUCGGCCAAGGCGAUUGAGUCUCUAGCAGCCGUCAGGGAGAGGAAAGUCGCCGAGAUGGUGGAAUUUCUCGGCAGGAAGUUAGGGGAAUCGGUUAGUAUCGGUGAAGUAGUUUUCGCCACUAUGUUUGAUAUGCUGUCGAAUCUCAUCUUUUCCCGAGAUUACAUCGGGUUUGUAAGAAAUGAGGAUGGGAAUCGAAUGAAAUCACUGAUUCAGAGGUUGAUAGAAUUGGGGGCUUCUCCCGAUCUCGCAGAUUUUUUCCCGGUUCUGAAGAAUUUGGAUCCCCAGGGUUUGAGACGUAAGUCAACUCGCUGUUGCGAUGAGAUUUUCUCUAUUUGGCAUCCUUACGUCAAAGAGAGGAGAGAGCUUCGGCUGCGAGAGCGAUCUGGUGGUGCUGAAGAUUUUUUGGAUAUUCUCCUGGAAAAUGGACUUGAUGAUGACCAAAUUGACUGGUUGAGUCUCGAAUUGUUCAGGGCUGGAACAGACACUACCACGGCCACAAUAGAAUGGGCCAUGGCAGAGCUGAUUCGAAACAGGAGAGUGAUGAACAAGUUACGGGAGGAGCUGAAGAGAGAAUUGUUGUCACCCAAAUCAGGAGAACUGCUGCUGAUUGACGAAUCCAUGGUGGCUCGACUUUCUUACUUGAAUGCAAUCGUGAAGGAGACGCUAAGGAUACAUCCGCCGGUGGCGUUGCUGCCGCACCGAGCGCCAGAGUCUUGCAAGGUGAUGGAUUACACAAUCCCGGAGGGGGCUCGUAUUGCAGUCAACCUGUGGGCGAUAGGGAGGGAUCCAACGGCGUGGGAGGAUCCCGAGACGUUUCGGCCCGAGAAGUUUAUUGGGUCGGAUGUUGAUUUUAGAGGUCAGGAUUUCGAGUUUUUACCAUUUGGUGCUGGGAGGAGGAUGUGCCCAGGAGUGUUGUUGGCCAUCAGACAGAUUCCAUUGGUGUUAGCUGCUUUGAUUCAUAACUUUGAUUGGCGUCUCCCUGACGGAGAAGAUCCGACGGAAUUGGAUAUGAGUGAGAAGUUUGGACACACGUUGCAAAAAGAAUUUCCUCUUGUUCUUAUUCCCGACCAAAUUUCAUUUUGA
Messenger RNA from Linum tenue, 1539 nucleotides. The record is from the annotation of a GenBank genome assembly. Lineage: Eukaryota; Viridiplantae; Streptophyta; Magnoliopsida; Malpighiales; Linaceae.